This is a messenger RNA of Myodes glareolus (Bank vole), 2897 nucleotides long. It is a transcript of the gene Cd86, whose product is annotated as CD86 molecule. Lineage: Eukaryota; Metazoa; Chordata; Mammalia; Rodentia; Cricetidae. The record is from RefSeq and is a predicted model, not a curated record. Gene Ontology annotation, cellular component: external side of plasma membrane. Gene Ontology annotation, biological process: cellular response to lipopolysaccharide; negative regulation of T cell proliferation; cell surface receptor signaling pathway.
UUGUCAGCCGCGGGCUUCACAGAUUUUACUCCUGGGACUCUCGGCGCAUCAGGGAGGUGUCUGUUGUGUUUGUGAAAGGGGCUGUCUUUGGGGUUUUCCUCAGGGCUUUACACUUGCUGGCUCUCCAAGGGCAUGCUUGUAGUCAUUCUCGUCAGUGGAAAUGCCCACCUGCCAGCAGAAGUUAUCUGGAACCAAGCACGGACACAGCCCCUGUCUGUGGUGCCGGUCUCUCUAGUCACUUCCCUUUUCUGUACCUGAGCUUGUCCUUAGUUCUCAGCUUAUUUCUCUCCGCACACGGAGUCCUGGCGGCGUGGGGAGCUGACAAGGCUCCUUUUACUUUUUUUUUUCUAAUCGAAAAAAAAGAGUACUUUUUUUUCUUCUAUUUUUUUUUUUCUUUUAAGCUUCUACUUUUUUUUCAAGCUCCUGUAGUCCUCGGGCAUGCUACUGUGCUUGUGUGUGUGGUCGUUGAGAGCCGCGGUGGAGAGGCACUGGUGACAUGUAUGUCCUCAAGACAUGUGCAGCCUGCACCAUGGUAUUGGGACUCCUCUUUGUGACCGCCUUCGUGCUCUCAGAUGCUGCUGCCAUGAAGAAACAAGCUUAUUUCAAUAGGACUGCAUACCUGCCAUGCCAUCCUACAAAGGCCCAGAACAUGAGCCUGAGUGAGCUGGUGGUAUUUUGGCAGGACCAGAAAAAGUCUGUCCUGUAUGAGCACUAUUUUGGCAGAGAGAAACUUGAUAGCGUGAAUGCCAAGUACCUGAACCGCACGAGCUUUGAUGGAGAAAACUGGACUCUAGGACUUCACAAUGUUCAGAUCAAGGACAUGGGCUUAUAUGAUUGCUUUAUACAAAAAAAGACACCCAAAGGAUCAGUUAUCCUCCAGCAGACAAAUACGGAGCUAUCAGUGAUCGCUAACUUCAGUGAACCUCAAAUCGAGGUUCAGUAUAAAGACAGGAAUUCUGGCAUAAAUUUGACCUGCUCAUCUAAGCAAGGUUUUCCAAAACCUACAAGGAUGUAUGUUUGGAUAAUGAAUUCGACUAAUUCCACCAGCGAGUACAGCGAUGACAUGCUGAUAUCACAAGACAACGUCACGGAACUGUUCAGUGUUUCCAUUAACCUCUCCAUCCCGUUCCCUGACGAUGUGUGGAGUGUGACCGCCGUGUGUGUUCUGGAAACCGAGUCAAUGACGACUUCCUCCACACCUCAAAAUAUAGUAAUCAUAAUGGAGAGCGAAGGGAGCGACAGACUGGAGAAAGAAUAGACAUCUGUGUACCAGAAAUAAGAAGCUCAGCAUUGUUCACAAUCCCAAACCACCCUCAGAUGACCCGAGAACUACACUUGAUUAAAGAACACAAUUCAUCAUCGUGUCCAUACUUUAUCCCUUUUCCUUUCUGAACUUUUGGACAACCUCUUUGAUUUUCCAGAAAACGAGAGACUAUAGUUAUUAGGGAAGGUGGAGCUCUGAGACUCCCUCUGGGUGGAAAAAGUUCCCCAUCAUUCCAGCUCUGUCUCCUGUGCCAGGAGCAGACACUAAUUCUGUCUUGCUUUGUUUGACUCGGUUCACACUCAGGCCUAGGACACUGAAAUGGCUCCAUGCUGGGGAAUGACCUUUUGGAUCAACCUCUCCCACUGCAGAUCAGAUUCCUCUCCUAACUUUGCAUAGUGCGUUUUUAUAUGGAACCCCUUGUUGUCGGAAUACUGGCUUUUAUCUGUCUUGAAUUCUAAAGUGAUAGCCCACUUCAUCUCGUAUCCUUGGAUGUGAACAAAACUACCUCUUCAGUCAGAAUAGGAAUGGUGUAUUUAAUGACGUUGUUUGAUGUGUUCAUGUUAGUAUGUUAAAAUAGAAAAGCAUGUCUACUAUCGUAGCAUAAUUACUAUGCUCUAGAAAAGAAAAACCCACCACUUAUAAAGAACACUCAUCCCUCUGUCCAGAUCAGUAAUAAAUACGAUGACCAAAGUAAUGCACAGGUAACAGCACAGAAUUCACAAUGCUGGGAGAUCGAGGAAACCAGCAAUGGAACCAUCCGUGGAUCCAGGGACCACUCCUGUCAGGGCUGCUGCUGAUAUUGGGAGAAUCCACCCAAUCAGCGAGCAAUUAACAAGCUUUUGCAGGCAGCACUGAAAAAAGCAAGAUGCCCUGAGUCCUUUUUGUCCUCUUGAGAAAAAUGGGAUGCUGGUGGUGAUGGUCUGGAGACAGCUGUACAAGGACAAGAUAGCAAAACACUCAAAACAAGAGGAAAUUAAUAGAGUCCAACCGACAAUGCUCAUAGAAGGAUUGAAGAUCUCCCCAGUCCUUGGACAAGUCCAGAAGCCAGGGACGGAUGGUAUGUCACAAUGGAUGUAGACAGAAAUUGCCUUGGUGGUGAACAGUCUUUUGAUGAUCCCCAUGCUUCAUCCAACUGGAGACAGAGUUCGGGAGAAGAGCAAUCACUGUGAUGAAAUGAGGGAGGAAGGCUAGGACUCUUUCAGCUCACGGUUUGAAUGGAAUUAGGAAAAGCAGAAAGCACAAGGGUACCCUAGUCUGCAGAUGUCCCAGCAAGCAUAUGUUGGCUCUUCAAAUAAGGACUUAAGCAACUGAUGCUGAAGACAAUGACAGGAAAACUAUGUACAGGAGAGAAAUAGCCUUGUAGAAAAGUGGUAGAACAUGGUGUGUUGAUAAGCCAUGGAGUAAUCACCAUCCAAACUUAAAGAGAACUUUGGGGAGUUCAAGCAGCAAAAAUUGUUCUUCAUAUUUUACAUAAAGGGCCGUGGAGGGCUGUAGACUGUUCUGCUGGUGAGAGGCUCAUGCUUGUAAUGCUUCCAUUCAUACGUCUUGCCCCUGCCUGUGCAGGCUCUUAGGACUGACCGAUUAAUAACAUGUUCUGCACAGAGUAGAUUCUAAUAAAGUUUUCUGGGUUUUA